AUGCCGAAAGCCACUGCCUUCUGGGGUGUGCUUUUCCUUCUGACGUUCGCCCACGGUCAGACGUUUAAUGAGGAAACGAUCUCAUCAGGUCAAUGUCCGGACCGCUCAAGAGGGACGGAUACAGACCUGAAGGCUCUGCUCAGAGAGCUCUACCCCGUCCUGGUCAUGAACAUCGCCACAAACAAUGUCAUGGGCGGCAAGAUAGAUAGGUUUCUGAAGCUGGUGGAUGGGUACACGUACCCAGCAGUGGGAGGGGGAGUGAUCAACAAUGUAGAGUUUGUGGAGAACCAGCAGAUGCCCAGCUUUGGAGAGUACAUCAACAGCAUACCCUCCCUGCUAUCAGGCAACGCGCGGCUGCCCAAGCCCAUCGGCGCUGACACCAAGGUGUUUGUGGUGGACUUCAAGGCUCCGGCCCCGAGGACACAGGCAGCAUUCUUCUUCUUUGCAACAGAGCUGUUGAAUCCCUGCAUGUGGUCCACCGACUCGGACCUGCUGCAGACGGCGUACAAGCCUGGCAACGACAUGCUGACAGCCCAGUGCAACGGAUGCAUGGCACACCGGGGGUUCUUGAGGGCGUUCCACUCAGUGACCAAUACGAGUGACCCCAAGUAUGACAUCGCUGCAGCCUGGACCAGCAGGACCGGAGUGGCUGCAGAGGAAGUCACAUCGGUGCUCUGCAGCGGGUUCAGUCUUGGGGCAGCGCUGGCUACCCUCUGUGGGCCCUGGGCUCAGGCGACCUUCCCCAAUGCGAAGGUUCAGGUGGUGACGGCUGGGUCGCCUCGGGUGUUCAAUCCGGCAGCGGCCGCGUGGUAUGACGCCAACGUGCACUACAACUACCGACUGGUCAACAACAAGGACAUCGUCCCCUCGCUCCCCCUCAAGAGCUUUGGGCUUCUGAAGUACCAGCAUGUGGGCAUGCCAAUCUACCUGGACAGGAAGGGCGAGAGCCUGCCAGGGAAGUAUGUGGCCUUCAAAGGGGAGCGCCCAGAAUGGUACACUGGCUCUCUGACAGACCAUGUCCGGGGCUACAUCCUGGGAGUGAAGCAGGCAGUGAAAUGCACAAUGCAUGCCUCAGUGUGA
Messenger RNA from Coccomyxa subellipsoidea C-169, 1080 nucleotides. RefSeq names its product alpha/beta-hydrolase. Gene Ontology annotation, biological process: lipid metabolic process. The record is from RefSeq and is a predicted model, not a curated record. The coding region runs from base 1 to 1080 and encodes 359 amino acids. The transcript is spliced from 8 exons. NCBI's taxonomy places the organism in Eukaryota, Viridiplantae, Chlorophyta, Trebouxiophyceae, Coccomyxaceae.